AUGAAUAACGAAAGGGUAACCUAUGCAGAACUGAGUUGGUCUAAGGACUCCAGGAGACAGCAAAGAAAACCUAAGGGCACUAAGAGUUCCAUUUCAGUAACUGAGCAGGAAAUAACCUAUGCAGGAUUAAAUCUUCAAACUGCUUCACACGAUCUUCAGGGGAAUGACAAGAACUACCACUGCAAAGAUUUUCCAUCACGUCCAGAGAAGCUCAUUGCUGGGAUGCUGGGAUUCAUCUGUGUUGUCUUGUUGUCCAGUGUGGUAACGAUAGCUGUUAUUCGUCCUACUGUAAUGCCAGAGCAGACUAAUUCCCCCUUGACAACAGGGAUCCAGGAAGCAUAUCAUUGUGGUCAUUGUCCAAAGGAGUGGUUUACAUAUUCCAACAACUGCUAUUACAUCAGCACUGAAAGAAAAACAUGGACUGAGAGUCAGACGGCCUGUGCUUCCAAGAACUCUAGCCUGCUUUAUAUAGAUAAUAAAGAAGAAGUGCAAUUUCUGAGUUCCAUAUCACCUGUAUCAUGGAUUGGAGUCUUCCGUAACAGCAGUGAUCAUCAAUGGAUGUUGAUAAAUGGUUCACCUUUCAAACUAAAGAUAACAGAAUCACUAUCAGUCAAUGAUGACUGUGCUGUGCUAUCCUUAUCUGGCCUCCAAUCAAGUGUUUGUGGGUCUCCAAAAAUGUAUCUUUGCAAGCGUAAAGUUUAG
This is a messenger RNA of Rhinolophus ferrumequinum (greater horseshoe bat), 702 nucleotides long. Its product is annotated as NKG2-A/NKG2-B type II integral membrane protein-like. The transcript has 6 exons. NCBI's taxonomy places the organism in Eukaryota, Metazoa, Chordata, Mammalia, Chiroptera, Rhinolophidae. Bases 1 to 702 code for a protein of 233 amino acids. Gene Ontology annotation, biological process: stimulatory C-type lectin receptor signaling pathway; positive regulation of natural killer cell mediated cytotoxicity. The record is from RefSeq and is a predicted model, not a curated record.